CUCCUUUUCUCUCCGGGGAGCGCUCGCUUGUUCCUUUUUUCCCUUUGACGCCCGCAGAAUCGAGUCUACGAGACAACUUCUUUAACGAAUCCACUGGACUGGCGCCGUCCUAUUGAGACGCAAGAGGCAUAGAAACAAACCGGCAUCAGGAAGUUGCAUGACGAGGGCUGUUAUUGCUCGGGCCGGACAGAAGCGAUGGGACACCCGGGAUGGAGAGGACGGACGCUCGUGCUGUGGGUCGCCGCCGUCUGCCUGGUAUCAGCGGACGGACGGAGAGUGAGGCAGCCCAGAUGCCCCCCUGGAUGUACCUGCACCAAAGAUAAUGCCCUGUGCGAGAACGUCCGAUCUGUGCCCCACAGCUUCCCCUCCGACGUCGUCUCACUAUCCUUUGUCAAGACUGGCUUUAACGAAAUCAUCGGGGGAAGCUUUGUUCACACGCCUGCCCUGCAACUGCUAUUGUUCACAGCAAACUCAUUUGACCUAAUUGACGAAGAUGCAUUUUUGGGUUUACCACAUCUUGAAUAUCUAUUUAUUGAAAAUAACAAGAUUGCAUCCAUUUCUCCAUUUGCUUUCCGGGGCCUUAAAGCACUGAUACAUCUGAGUCUGGCUUACAACAACCUUGAAACUCUCCCCAAAGAUGUUUUCAGUGGCAUGGACGCUUUGACCAAAGUGGAUCUCCGAGGCAACAACCUGGUAUGUGACUGUAAGCUGAAGUGGCUGGUGGAAUGGAUGCACAGCACGAACGCCACCCUGGACCAGAUCCACUGCAGCGGUCCACCCAGCCACCAGGGGAGGAAAAUCAAUGACCUGCUGCCACACUCCUUUGACUGCAUCACAGCAGAGUUUGCCUCCUAUCAGUCGCUGAAGUUCGAGUCUAUUUCGGUGGAGGCCUUCACCUUUGGCAUGGAUCAGUUCGUCGUGUUUGCCCAACCUUUUGCUGGAACGUGCAACUUCCUGGAAUGGGAUCACGUCGAGAUGACCUUCAGGACCUACGACACCAUUGAAAGCACCUCCACUGUGGUCUGCAAGCCGAUGGUGAUCAACAGCCACCUCUUUGUGAUCGUGGCGCAGCUGUUCGGGGGCUCACACAUUUACAAGCGCGACACCUCGGCCAACAAGUUCAUCAAGAUCCAGGACAUCGACAUCCUGAAAAUACGCAAACCUAAUGACAUUGAGACGUUUAUGGUCGAUGGGGAGUCAUUCUUCGUGAUCGCUGACAGCUCUAAGGCCGGCUCCACGACGGUGUACAAAUGGAACGGCAACGGCUUCUACUCCCACCAGUCGCUCCACCCCUGGUACCGGGACACGGACGUCGAAUACCUGGAGAUCUCCAACAAGCCGCACCUGAUCCUGUCCAGCAGCUCCCAGAGGCCUGUUGUGUAUCAGUGGAACAGGCUCCAGAAGCAGUUCGACCGCAGGACCGACGUCCCAGACAUGGAGGACGUCUUGUCUGUGAAGCACUUCCGCGUCAAAGGUGACCUGUUUAUAUGCUUGACAAGAUUCAUUGGGGACUCCAAGGUGAUGCGCUGGGACGGUGCCAUGUUCAAGGAGGCCCAGACAUUUCCGUCCCGCGGCUCCAUGGUGUUCCAGCCCGUCUCCAUCGGCAACUGGCAGUACGCCAUCUUGGGCAGCGAUUACUCUCUGACGCAGGUCUACCAGUGGGACAGCAAGAGGGGCCAGUUUGUCCCAUCCCAGGAGCUGAAUAUCCAGGCGCCUCGGGCAUUUUCCCGCGUCUCCAUUGACGACCGGGAGUUCCUGCUCGCAUCCAGCUUCAAGGGGAAAACACAGAUAUAUGAGCACCUUAUGAUCGAUCUGAGCAUCUAAAUCCUUCGUAAAUCCAUAAACGUCUCCUUCUGUAGUUUUUACGUCAGUUGCUUUAGAAACCACCUAAAAGUUUCAUCUAGGCUUAAAAGCUGUCUUGAGCAGAAUCUUAGACUGUUAGAUCAUUCAAACGCUGAGUACAGCGGGAUAGUUUGAGGUUAAGUGUCUGAAAUCCUCCUUCAGCUUAUCACUACUGAGACUUCACCCACAUUGUUAGUUUAGUCCUGUAUUUUCCUUUUGAUGCCCUCCUCUUUGGGAAUGCCUUAUUCUCCAUCAGCUGACUGUGCUACAGGGAAACUAAUUACAGUGUUUACUGCUGCAUUUGAUAAUUGGGUAUUUUUGAUGACUACAUUCAAGUAAAUGAUUGCAAAUAUUUUCUUGAGAAAAAGAGGCAAAGCAAGUUCAUAUAAAUACAAAUUCAUACAAAUAUAAAAUUCAGGGUGGAGGUUCAUCUCAUCUAUUUGUAAUUAUAGGCUUCUUCUGUGGUGGUGAAUGUGGGGAGUCCCACACGUUCACGUUUUCACUGUCUGAACAGUAGAAACGACAGGACGGGCUCGUCAACCUGCGUCCCAUCAGCCUUCUGGCUCCACUUUACACAUCGAUUGGUUCAGUGCGGGGAACAAAGAAGCCACGGACGCCGUGAGAAACGGCGGGUGGGCGUUCGGUCGCUCUCGCGGCUGAGCAAGACUGUCCACAGACGCUCGCAGCGUCGCUUCCCGAUGAAUGCCUCGCUAGAAGCGUCCCACUGUGUCGCCCCGGCCCUCUCGCUUUCACUGCACUCUUGCCCCUUUUCUCCCUCAUUGACAAAACCCAUUGUUGUCUCUUCCACUAAAAGCCGGCCACUGUGCAGCUACCUGUGCUUUCACACGGUACUCUUCCUCCGACACAAAAGAAGCAGCGACUAACAAGUUCACUGACAACAAUUUGCCAAAUAUAUUGUUUACGUUUCUACAAUGCUUUGUACAGUAAUUUAUAUAAUGCUUUUGUAUGUAGAGGGGACCAGUCAGUGUUUUAUUUUCCUAGAUUGAGUGUAGAUAUGAUGUGUAACAUUUUAUUUAUUAGCACAGACUUACUGUUCUGUACACGUGUCAUUUUACUCUAGCUGGGCGAUGAUAGAGGACCUUCGCUAUCGCUUCGCCAUCUUGUUGCUGACUUUCAUGUACAGUAGUAAUAAAUACUAAAACGCUGCAUCGUAAAA
Messenger RNA from Betta splendens (Siamese fighting fish), 3019 nucleotides. RefSeq names its product leucine-rich, glioma inactivated 1b (gene lgi1b). The coding region runs from base 196 to 1824 and encodes 542 amino acids. Lineage: Eukaryota; Metazoa; Chordata; Actinopteri; Anabantiformes; Osphronemidae. Gene Ontology annotation, molecular function: protein binding. The transcript has 12 exons. The record is from RefSeq and is a predicted model, not a curated record. Gene Ontology annotation, biological process: myelination.